This is a messenger RNA of Beta vulgaris subsp. vulgaris (sugar beet), 4627 nucleotides long. RefSeq names its product autophagy-related protein 11. The transcript has 5 exons. Gene Ontology annotation, biological process: autophagosome assembly; autophagy of mitochondrion; reticulophagy. Lineage: Eukaryota; Viridiplantae; Streptophyta; Magnoliopsida; Caryophyllales; Amaranthaceae. Gene Ontology annotation, molecular function: molecular adaptor activity; protein kinase binding. The record is from RefSeq and is a predicted model, not a curated record. Bases 955 to 4329 code for a protein of 1124 amino acids. Gene Ontology annotation, cellular component: Atg1/ULK1 kinase complex; extrinsic component of membrane; phagophore assembly site membrane.
ACUCAGAGGAGAGAGAAAGAAGUGAAAAAUAAAAGCCCUUCUGCUUCCAAGCGUUAGUUACUUAUGGCCGAAGCUUCUCUAUCUCCACAAACAGUGGGAUUAUAUUAUUAUCUUAAACUAUUUUUUCACUAAAACAAAAAUAAAAUUAUUAUAACCUACUCCUUUUCCUAUCAAGAUUAGAUGUACAGAAGACCUAAUCAAAUUACCACCCAAGUCUGAAGAGUUUCAAUAAUUAACCCUCCAACAGAUUGCGUGAAAUACUCUAUUUUCUCUCUCCUCUUCAAUUAUCUUUUGGGGCAAGUUUUCUUCUCUUUCUUUCCCAGAAUUUUGUUAUUUGUUGUCAGAUACUUUUUCUGGGUUGGAACUGACGAUCUAAGUGAUUGAUGCGUUUGUUUGACUGUGAAUUUGGUAUUCAAUUGACUAAUUUCUUCAUGGGUAUGUUAGAUUCUGAUACUUUUUGAUGAUUUUGUUGGUGGGUAUAUGAUAAUUUAGGGUUUUAUUGAUAAAAUCGUUGGUGGGUCUGUUCUUUUUCUUGAUUUUAUUUGGUGGGUAUUGAGAAAUUUGGACUAUCUUGGUGGGUUCUUUUCUGUUAUGCUGAAUUCUGCUGUUUUUGGGUUGAUUUUGAGUUUGAGGUAAGAAGCACUGUUUGCUUAUAGUUAUAGUGAAAUUUCUGUUGCUGGAUAAUUUUCAAGGUUACGUAAUUUGCAUAUUCAGAAUAAUUGCUGUAGUUUUGUCUUUUGUCUGCCCAAUUUCAAUGUUGGGUAGAUUUCAGUAUUAGAAAUUUAGUUGUUUUUGAGUUGCUUGGUUGUUUUCCCGGUUUGUGUUUGGCUCCAUUGGGUUGUCUUAUAAGUAAGUAAGAUUACUUGGGAGCUAGUUAUCUAGAGGUUGGUGCAAAUUAGUUUGGAGAUCAGUUGGUAAUUACUUUUUUAGGGGGUAUUGUUGUUCGGGGAUAAGAUGAGCUCGAACGUCACCGGUGGUUACGUAUGUAGGGGAAAGCUUUUGAUACACAUUGCUGAAAAUGGUCACUCCUACGAGUUGGAUUGCGAUGAAUCCACUGUUGUUGAGGCAGUUCAAAGGUUUAUUGAAUCAAUGGCAGGGAUCCAAUUUGGUGACCAGCUCCUUCUAUGCGGGGACAUGAAACUUGAGGCUAGUGAGGCGCUUGGGGCAUAUAAGCUACCAUCAGAUGAGCAGGAAGUGUUUUGUUUCAAUAAAGCAAGAUUGCAAGCCAAUGCAGCACCCCCUCCUCAAGAACAAAUUGAAACUCAUGUCAUUCCAGAGCCAAGUCCACCAUCUUCGAACCAUGAUCCUCACCCAUUGGAUAAUGCUGUGGACCCUGCACUCAAAGCCUUGCCUUCUUAUGAACGGCAGUUUCGAUAUCAUUACCAUUGUGGACAUGCCAUAUACAGUCGGACAAUUGGGAAAUUUGAAAUCUGCGAGAGGCUUCUGAGAGAACAGAAGGUGGAAGAAAGGGCAAUAGAUAUUGCCAGGCGUAACUUGGAUUACUUUUUUAAGAUACUUAACCAAAAUUACAUGGAUUUUCAGAAGUGUUACACACAGCAACAUCGUGCACAUUCUGAUCUGUUGUUGAAUUUUGCUAGAGACAUCGAAAAGUUGAGAUCUUGCAAACUUAUCCCAGCUCUGCAAACAUCCUCUCGCAAGUGUCUGUUGGAUCUUGUAAAAGAAGAAAACUUGAGAAAAUGGCUUGAGAAUUGCACUGGUUCUCACAAGCAAUUUGACAACAAGGUUUCUCAAUUCAAACAUGUGUUUGGAAAAUUGAAGCACGAUGUUGAAGAUCUUUUUUCUAGCAAAGCUUCAUUGCCAAUCAGGGAUCUAGAAUUGAUGAUCAAGGAACGUUACCGCCAUAUCAAUGAACAGAGGAGUAUUAUGCAGUCUUUGAGCAAGGAUGUUAGCACAGUCAAGAAACUGGUGGAUGAUUGUUUAUCAAGCCAGUUAUCGUCUUCUCUCCGUCCCCAUGAUGCAGUUUCUGCCUUAGGCCCCAUGUAUGAUGUCCACGAUAAAAAUCAUCUUCCGAAGAUGACAGCUUGUGACAGUUCAAUUUCUGAGCUUCUUGAUUACUGCAAAAAUAAAAAGAAUGAAAUGAAUAUAUUUGUUCACAGUUACAUGCAAAAGAUUGCAUAUAUUCAACAUACCAUAAAAGAUGUUAGGUUGCAAUUCAAUGCUUUCUCAGAGGCAAUAAAGCGCCAGGAUGCUGUAUUUGAGGGCUUAAAGGUGGUUCGUGGUAUUGGCCCUGCUUACAGAUCAUGUCUUGCAGAAGUAGUGAGAAGAAAGGCUUCCAUGAAGCUUUAUAUGGGCAUGGCAGGACAAUUGGCUGAAAAACUUGCUAUAAAGAGAGAAGAGGAGGUGAGGAGACGGGAAGAUUUUUUGAAGGCACAAAGUUCUUAUAUACCAAGGGAUGUAUUAGCUGGCAUGGGAUUGUUUGACACUCCAAGUCAAUGUGAUGUCAAUAUUGUUCCUUUUGACACUAGUUUGCUUGAUAUUGACAUUAGGGAUAUUGACUGUUAUGCUCCAGAAUCUUUGGUUGGACUGCCAUUCAAAAGUGAGAAACCAGGGAAUUCACGGACCUCACUUUCUAUGUCCAACAGCAGUACUUCUUCAGAUGUUACAGGGAACGCUGUUGUUACCCCUGAAAAGUAUGAAUCUGAGGACUUUGAUGUAUGUGAUAUGUUCGAUGUUGCUGGAACUAGUAAAAUUGAAGUUGAAAAUGCAAAACUGAGAGCUGACCUUGCUUCUGCCAUUGCAAGGAUUUGCUCUUUGAGCUCUGAUGUGGAAUAUGAAUCACUUGAUGAUAGUAGGGCAGAUAGUUUGCUAAAAAAUGCUGCUGAAAAAACAGCUGAAGCAUUGCAACAAAAAGAUGAGUAUGUAAAACAUCUCGAGUCCAUGUUGAAGGCCAAACAACAGCAGUGUCAAUCGUAUGAAAAGCGGAUUGAAGAGCUGGCCCAGCAAUUGUCUGACCAGUAUAUGCAGGCACGAAAGUGUUUAGGCAAUAAUGAUGCAGCUUACUCCACGAAGGCAGAUGAUUGCAGGUCAGAAAUUCUAGAUCACACGGAGAGGCAACUUGCUUGUAGGAGUAGUGAACUGAUGGAUGAGAUUUCUUGUACAUCUAACCGAGAUGAUGCAAAAGAUGGACUUUUGCCUACGAUGACUAGCAAACCUCAAGAAGUAGAUGAGAAUAUGACCGAUUCUUCUGGAACUCAGAAUCUUCAUCUGGACUCAUCUAUGAUGGAUCCACAACGUGAUGAGCAGCUGCUUGCCACAGGUAGUUCUUUAGAUGUGUUACCUUCUGAGGCUCCUGCUGAUCCAAGUCUGAGUGCUGCUAAGGUCAAUGCUGAUGUUGUGCUAGAACUGCAAAGGGCACUUGAAGACAAAGCAAACCAGCAGGCUGAAACUGAAAGUAGGCUUAAAUCUGCAUUGGAGGAUAUGUCCAAGCUCGGCUUAGAGUUGGAAAAUAGCAGGAAGCUUCUAGAUGAAUCACAGAUGAAUUGUGCUCACCUAGAGAACUGUCUGCACGAAGCUAGGCAAGAAGCUCAGACCCAUCUCUGUGCUGCUGACCGUAGAGCUUCAGAAUACAACACUCUGCGUGCAUCUGCUGUGAAAAUGCGUGGACUUUUUGAAAGACUCAAGUCUUGUGUCAAUGCAUCUGGGGGAGUUGCUGGUUUUGCUGAUGCACUGCGUUCUUUAGCUCAAUCUCUUGCCAGUUCUGCAAGCGAUGCUGAAGAUGAUGGUACUGUUGAGUUUCGUGCAUGCAUUAAGGUCCUUGCUGAAAAAGUUGGUAUCUUGUCAAGGCAGCGUACUGAGCUGCUUGAUAGGUAUUCAAAGGCAGAGGCUGCAAACAAGCAGCUCUCAAAGGAGUUGGAAGAGAGGAAAGAAUUGGUUAAAACAUUAUACACAAAGCAUCAACUAGAGAAACAGGCAAAUAAGGAAAAGAUCUCUUUUUGUCGUUUUGAGGUCCAUGAGAUUGCUGCCUUCAUCCUCAACUCAUCAGGGCAUUAUGAAGCAAUAAGCCGGAACUGCCCCAACUAUUUUCUAUCUUCAGAAUCUGUGGCCUUAUUCACUGACCAUCUUCCCACUCGCCCUGCCUAUAUCAUUGGGCAGAUUGUCCACAUUGAGCGACGUGUUGUGAAGCCACAACCCGGAUUGUCAAGGUACGAGCACAACAGUGGAGGAGAUCAAGCCGAUUGCGUGACAUCAUCAUCAACAACACCAUCAUCUGACACCUUAGCCAGUCUUCUUCCCAAGGGUUGUGAAUACUUCAUCGUAACAGUUGCUAUGCUACCUGAUACAACCAUUCAUUCGCCGUUGCCUUCCUGAUCUCCGGCGUCAAUCUUAACAGACAUGAUGGAAGUAGGGAUAAUAAAAAGUAAAAAACAAAGAAAAGAAACUGUAAAUAAUGUAUCAUAUCUUAAACUUUUGGACAUUCAAAUCCUUAAUCUUUAUUGGGGUUCCUGUAUAGUUGAAUGAUGAAUUUGGUUUAGACUUUUCCCUUUGUAAAUAAGGUUACUUUAGCCGUAGAACUGUUUAAAUAUGCUCUCUAACCUUUUAAUGGUCUUUAUUGUUCUGGUUCUCACAAACCCAUUCAUUAUGUGGAAAUUCAAGUGCCUCUUUAAUA